CUUUUACUCUCCUCUCUCCCCAGCUCCAUCCCUCCAAUCCCCUCCCCUUUCCUAGCCUAUCUGACAACAAGUGGAUAAGAAGAAGCAACAUGGUGAAAAAUGAAUAUCACCAUUUAGCUUUCACCAGUCCCAGAUGUCACAGCAGAUGUAGGAAAGGAGACAAGACGUGGGCCCUUUAAGCAGAACGAUAUGACGUCAUCAGGUCAAAGUUUACAGCAUGGCGUCGGGAAAUGGACUUGCUUCUCUGGUGAGAAUCCACACGGUUAAAUAACUGUAUUUGAACUUAAUGUACAUGUCAUAUACGGGUAGAUUGUAGCUGUAUAUGUAAAUUAAUUCUUAAAGUAUAUGCUGCAUUUUUUAUUUGUACAAAUGCCUCUGGCUAUACGGGAACAACAUUGAUUGAACUAAACAUGUUUUAAUACCAUUGUUAGACUUCAGCAAUAACAGUAAUAUUGAAUUGAUAAUGCCAAUGACAACAUUUCGUCGUGUUAUUUAGGGUGUGAACUGUGAAGUAGCUUUUGGACACAACAUCGGUAGACUGUGUAUUAGUGGGACUCCCAGAGUUGUGAAUCGUUCUGGUGGGUGGCGAUGGAAAAUAACCCUACCACAAUAUAGAGGCCCACAGUGGAUGUGUCAUAAUACCCAUAAAACCUAGCGGUCAAACAGGGAAAUGGUUCCAAUCGUUUUCCCACAAUUUUUCCCAAAGGGAAUUUUAGAAACACUUAAAAUAAGGGCUGUGUUUCUUGUAGGCUUACCCUGUCGUGAUGGUUUGAUAACCAUGUAAAUCUCUCUCGGACAAGGUGACUUAUCAAUAUAUAUUCGGCUCUAUUUACUCUGAUUCGAAAAUGCUAAUUAGCAUCAAAGUAGACAUGCAAAACUACAAAUCCCUGCAAGCUCCUAGUCAUCUCUAGCUGACAUUUGCUAACAGGUGUUGUCACAUUAAAACUUGCACAAGACAGUUUGCAGAAUUUAAAAUAAAUAUUGCCAACAUAUUACUACAUUUAGCUAACAUUAUAUAGUUAAUCCAGAGAUUCUUACCUUUGCCUCAAUUCUGUAGUCUCGUCCAGAUCAUCAUGGCAUUUGUAGUUCUUUAUGAUAGCAGCUAAUUUGCAUUUCAAAUACAGGUAACUAUAUUGAUAAAAAUCACCUUGUCCUAAAGCGAUUUACACGGUUAUCAAAACUUCACGCCAGGAUAAGCCUACACGAAACACACUAAAAUCCUCUAUGGGAAGAAUUAAUUGUGGAAAACGAUUGGAACCAUUUCCUUGUUUGACCGCUAGGUUUUAUGGAUAUUAUGACUCAUACUGUGGUACUCUAUAGCUGGCUUCACCAAGACAACGUUUCCUGUCAGCAAAGGCAUAUGUAUAAUCUCUUGGAACUCUUAUUUACCAGAUGUAAAGUGAAAUGUGUCCCUCGCUAUCAAAUAAAUGUCUGAAUCAAACUUUUAUUUCGGUUGAGUUAGACAGUGGGCUGCCAUUAGAUCACGCACUUGGUGUGGUUCGGACAAAAGUUGGAUUCAGACGUUUAUUUGAUAGCGAGGGUCACAUUUCACUUUACGUCUGGUAAAUACAGUUCCUAGAGAUUAUAUGCUUUUGUUGACAGUAAGUGUUUUUUUGGUGUAGCCGGCGAUAUUGUGGUAGGGUUAUUUUCCAUCGCCACCCACCAGAACGAUUCACAACUCAGGGAGUCCAACCAAUACACAGACUCCCAAUGUUGUGUCCCAAAGCUACUGUGAAGGAGCAAUUGUAAUACUCUAAUGAUUCUGUUAUAUGUUAUUCAGGGCGUGGAGGGAGCUACAGCAGCCGCACAGGCUCUGUCUCUACCAGCUGAGGCUUAUGGGAAUGAUGUGAGUAGCCAACACACACACACACUGUCUAUUGAGGUUUUCCAUCUUCUGACACACACUAACACAGUAUAAUUAUAGUGUCAGUUAGCUAACCUGUGUGUGUGCAUGUGUUUCAGCCUCAACUGGAAGUGAUGUGGGCAAUGAAAGCUUACAAUCACGCAGAGAUCUACUUCAAUGUGAGUAUCUCUUGCUCACAAGUACUUGCACCAGGUGGAGCAUAUUAUCAAUACUAGCAGCCACAUUGCACUGAUCUAGUCCUCUCCCCUCCAGCUAAUCGUGUGUGUGUGUGUGUGUGUAGCUGAUCUCAUCAGUAGACCCCAGUAAUCUGAAGCUGACCAAGGUGGAUGACCAGAUCUAUACAUCCUUCAGAGAAUCCUUCUCAGACCUCAACAUCAAGAACUUGGACCCAGACAUGCUCAAAACGGCUGAGGCCAAAGAGGUAGGGGACAAUGUGUGUUACAGGAGUCACAGAUACAAAGAGGGACAGAGGAAGAGUGGGGGUGUGUGUGAGAGAGAGAAACUAACCUUUUCUCUGUGUUGUUGUCAAUAGAAGUGGCGUCCAUUCUGUAACCAGUUUGACGGAGUGGUGGAGGACUUUAACUACGGGACUCUGCUACGACUCGACUGUGUGAAGGACUACACAGAAGAAAACACCAUAUUUGGUAUUGUCAGUCACUAUCGCACAAGAAAUGUCACUAAUUAGGAACAUAAGUGUGCGGGCCUUCAGUCUUUUUUUAUGAAUAUUCAUCAGGAUUUUUAGUUAUCAGGUGUAUUUAACUAUGACCUUAUUGUCCCUGCAGCCACCAGGAUCCAGUUCUUUGCCAUCGAGAUCGCUAGGAACAGAGAAGGAUUCAACACCCCUGUUUUCCAGGCUAAAAAGCAGCCUUCGUAACCCAUACCCUAUAACCCAACCUGCUAUAACCUGUAACCCAGUAAGAUAAAGUUUAAAUCAGUCCUAUGUACCAGGCUAAACACCCUUUGUUACACCCUUUAUAAAUCCUAUUUCUGACCUAGGUAUGGGAUACCCUGAACCCCACCCCAUAACCUCUAACCCAGAAACAGAACGUUUCAACAGCCCUGGUUACCAGGCUAAACAUUCCCAAUGCUUGUCACCCACCAUCUCCUUACACACUUUUCCUGUGGUUGCCCACCUUGUUGACAACAUAGGUAUACUGGAAACUAGACAUGGGGCACGUUCAGCAGGGGUAUAUUCUUUACGUCUUGCAACUGAAAACGUUUAAGAACCAAACAAGUGAGCGAAAUGGGGAGGGACCUACCUGA
Molecule: messenger RNA, 3127 nt
Organism: Coregonus sp. 'balchen'
Lineage: Eukaryota; Metazoa; Chordata; Actinopteri; Salmoniformes; Salmonidae
Source: the annotation of a GenBank genome assembly